Brassica napus (rape) is the source of this 318-nucleotide messenger RNA. RefSeq names its product CLAVATA3/ESR (CLE)-related protein 16. Bases 1 to 318 code for a protein of 105 amino acids. Lineage: Eukaryota; Viridiplantae; Streptophyta; Magnoliopsida; Brassicales; Brassicaceae. The record is from RefSeq and is a predicted model, not a curated record. Gene Ontology annotation, biological process: system development. The transcript has a single exon.
AUGGAAGACUCUGUAGGCAAAGAGCAUGCCAAAAGAAGAAGAAGGAGACGAGCAGCGGCCUUCACCAUGUUCUUGUGGGGAAUCUUGAUCUUUGCUCAGUUUGAUUUGUCUUCAUCAGCUCUUUCUCCUGACCAGUAUUAUCACCAACCGUACCCUUCACCGAGAAAGGUUGGUCCUCUCCACAGAACAGCCUCGUUUCAGUCCCCCAGAGCCUCUGUGUCAUUCGCAGGUCCACAUCAAGAAGAAGAAGACAGAGAUGAUGUUUAUAAAGACGACAAGAGAUUUGUUCACACAGGUCCAAAUCCUCUACAUAACUGA